AUUCGCUUCUGUUGUAUAAACAUUUUAGUUUUGUGGACAAGUAUUUAUUGGCGGUAAAAUUUUUUUAGAAUUUAAUUGCAAUCAUGGACACCGAGUUACCAUUAAGUCGCAUAAGAACCAUUAUGAAGAGUUCUUUAAACACUGGACAAAUAACAAAUGAAGUUCUUCUACUUAUGACCAAAUCUACGGAAAUGUUCAUACAAAAAUUAACGAAAGAAGCUUACGGUAAAGUCAAAGACGAUAAUACACUGAAAUAUAAACAUUUGUCACAAUACGUCCAAAAGGAAAAGAACUUGGAGUUCUUAUUGCAAAUUGUCCCAGCGAAAAUAAAGGUGAAAGAUUUCAAAAAAAUAUUGGAAUUAGGUGAUGUAAAUUCAUCUUCUGAUAGUGAAGAUGAGAGGCAGAGCAAGUGAUGUUUCCAAAUUCCGCAGAAGUAUACAUACAUAUAUAAUUGUUUCGAUUUUAAUAUAAUUAUUUGAUAUUAAUUACCAUAUUAAGGGUUAACAAAUAUACAUUAUAUAUACAAAUUCACUAAUAUUGAUUUCCACUUUUAACUUACAAGCGUAGAGUUUUUAGAUGAUUAGUAAUCAUAGACAUAUAAAAUUGAAGUGUACAAUGUUUAUACCAAAAUUCACUGAAUAAUUAAAAUUUACACAGGUAGUCUGAGUUAAGACAUCUUAAAA
This is a messenger RNA of Ceratitis capitata (Mediterranean fruit fly), 683 nucleotides long. It is a transcript of the gene Chrac-16, whose product is annotated as chromatin accessibility complex protein 1. The transcript is spliced from 2 exons. Gene Ontology annotation, cellular component: nucleus; CHRAC. Gene Ontology annotation, molecular function: protein heterodimerization activity. Bases 84 to 413 code for a protein of 109 amino acids. The record is from RefSeq and is a predicted model, not a curated record. Lineage: Eukaryota; Metazoa; Arthropoda; Insecta; Diptera; Tephritidae.